Molecule: messenger RNA, 498 nt
Organism: Lodderomyces margitis
Lineage: Eukaryota; Fungi; Ascomycota; Pichiomycetes; Serinales; Debaryomycetaceae
Product: peptidylprolyl isomerase family protein
Exons: 2
Coding region: 1-498 (165 amino acids)
Biological process (GO): protein peptidyl-prolyl isomerization
Molecular function (GO): peptidyl-prolyl cis-trans isomerase activity
Source: RefSeq, a predicted model, not a curated record
AUGAAAUUGUCCACCGUAUAUAUUGCCCUUUCAACAUUUGUUGUUUCAUCAUUAGCAUCAUCACCUCCUUCAUCGGAUGAGUUAAAGAUUGACAUCCUCAAACAAGUUGAUUGUAAACGUAAAUCACAAAAGGGAGACUCCAUAUCUGUUCACUACAAAGGUACAUUAGAAGAUGGGACCAAAUUUGAUAGUUCUUGGGAUAGAGGCGUUCCAUUACCUUUUGUAAUUGGCCAAGGACAAGUUAUCACCUGUUGGGAAGAAGGGUUAUUGGAUAUGUGCAUUGGCGAACGGAGAAAGAUUUGGUGUCAUCCAAAUAUUGCUUAUGGGGAGAGGGGAAUUGGACCAAUUCCUCCUAAUGCAGCAUUGGUUUUUGAGACUGAGUUGGUUGAUAUUGCUGGGGUUAAGAAGGAAGAAGAGGGCAAAGAGAAUGUUGUUGAUGUUGCUGCGGAUGGUGACGUCGAUGAUGAUGAGGUUGUGAUUGAGAAAGAUGAAUUGUAA